Molecule: messenger RNA, 1009 nt
Organism: Dipodomys spectabilis (banner-tailed kangaroo rat)
Lineage: Eukaryota; Metazoa; Chordata; Mammalia; Rodentia; Heteromyidae
Gene: Hilpda
Product: hypoxia inducible lipid droplet associated
Exons: 2
Coding region: 212-406 (64 amino acids)
Biological process (GO): positive regulation of cytokine production; positive regulation of lipid storage; positive regulation of cell population proliferation
Cellular component (GO): lipid droplet
Source: RefSeq, a predicted model, not a curated record
UGGCCUGGUUUUGUCCGCUUGAGCUGCGCCCCGGUGUCCCGAGACCGGCGUGCUGGAGCUCCCGCGCUGCUGCUCGUUGGCCGCCUUUCCUGUGGACUCUUGCCUGCCAGCUGCGACAGCGAGCUGGCCACUCCUGGCUCUUCCUCUCGAGAUCAGAGGUCCUCCAGAAGCAGAAGGCAGCUCCACUGCUCUCUGGGGGGCCUUUUCAGCCAUGAGAAACAUGGUGAACCUCUACCUGCUAGGUGUGGUGCUGACCCUGCUUUCCAUCUUUGUGAGGCUGAUGGAGUCACUGGAGAGCUUACUGACAAGCCCACUACCUGAGAAUUCCUGGACCACCAGAGGUCAGCUUGCCAACACAGAACCCCCCAAAGGCCUUCCAGACCAUCCAUCCAGAGGAGUGCAAUAAAACCUCCCUCUGCACCAGCCAGACCAUGGACCACAGACAUCAACAUGUCCAGCCAGGUGUUCUGUUUCCUAACAAACUCACGGCACCAGUGUUUUCCAAGAAUGAACUGGUAUUAGGCCGGGAAGGGCCUGCUUGGAUGCUUCUUGCCCUGAAAAGCUGUUGGAUAUACAGAUGGGAGUGGGUUAUGAUGCUGUACUUUGCUGUCCUUGACAGUGUGGCUCUGUCACCUCUGAGGUGGGGACUUGGACUUGUGGUGCCUCAGCUUUAGCCAAUGGUUAAUGUAUUUGACCACACAUCGUAAAUAUCUGCCAGGGUUCCUUUGGCUAUGGUUGUCUUCUGGUCUGUUCAUUUGCUGUUUAGUUUCUUCUAUGAGAGCUUUUCUGUGUUUGGAAAACAGUCUCCAAGGUAUAUGAGUUGGCUUGAGAUGGGGGAGGGGGUGGGUAGGAGUGUAAUAUCCAAUAUGUAGUUCACAUUGUUUUACAUUUUUAAGUUCUUUCUCCAACACAGAAUUUGUGUGUUCCAAAGGGAGCAGUGGGAUGACUGAGUCUGCCCAGGACAUGGGCAUUAUGGCCACCAUGUGGUUUAAAUUAGUUUGUUUUUUAA